Messenger RNA from Synchytrium microbalum, 3918 nucleotides. RefSeq lists its product as uncharacterized. The record is from RefSeq and is a predicted model, not a curated record. The coding region runs from base 1 to 3918 and encodes 1305 amino acids. Gene Ontology annotation, molecular function: protein binding. Lineage: Eukaryota; Fungi; Chytridiomycota; Chytridiomycetes; Synchytriales; Synchytriaceae. The transcript is spliced from 8 exons.
AUGGCCUCCCUAGUGCUGGAUGAGGAAUAUGACGAGGAUUAUGAACCUAGUGAUGAAGAAAUCCUGGAAUAUGCACAAUUCCUGGGAAUGGAUGUAGAAAAGGAAAAAGACUUGUUUUGGAUUGCGAGAGAGUCGUUAAAGGCUCCUCUGCCGCCGAACUGGAAGCCUUGUUCCACCGAUGAUAACACGGUCUACUACUUUAACUUCACGACUGGAGAGAGUUUGUGGGACCACCCUUGUGAUGAGCAUUACAGGAAACUGUAUGAGACGGAAAAGAAUAAGAAGGCGGGCAAGGCUGCUGAAGCACCCAAGGUACAGCCAAAAGCGGCAGACACCAAAUUACUCACCAAGCAAGCGUCAGAUGAAUUGUCUGAACCACAAGAAAUUGAUGAGGAAGUAGAAGAAGAGAUUGAAGAAGGAGAUGAUGACGACGAAUUAGAUCUAUCUGAAGAUGAAAAGCCAAAAGCCAAGUCUCCAGUCAAUGAUGUCUUAUCGUCAGCAGCAUCAUCACCAAAUGCACCCAUUAUCGCUAACAAACCAGUAGUAGUAGAUUCCGUAAAGCCUAUUCAGUCGCUCGUCAAGUCAGAUGAUUCUUUGAAAUCCAUAUCGCCGAAACCUGCCCUGAAACCUCUCGAAUCGCUAACACCAAUCAACAAUCACAUAUUUGCCACAACCACCACCAACAAAACUGUUGCUCCAUCUAUUGAAAUCGUUGACGACGAUGUAGCAAAAUCCGUCCCGGCCCUGGAUAAAGGCCCCGAAGGACUCCAAGUCAGAAAAGGAUUUACAAACGAGAACGACAGGACGUCAACUAGAUCCAUGCUCUCGGCUCAUGGGAUUGAGUCCAUGUCAAGUAACGAGCUUGCUAGCAGUGGUGGUGAUAACAAGGGUCUUCCGUCGUUAAAAAAGGCUCCGAUACCGUCUAGUGUCAGUGAAUCGGCCGGUAUUGCAGAUAUAGAUACCAUAAAGAAGAAAUGGGCGCAGAUAUCGGAAGCUACUGAGGCUUCUGAACGGGCUAUUCAUGAAUCAAGUCUGGAAUCGUUAAGAGAGUCGCUGGUCAAGUCGUUGCAACAAGAAGAAGAUGUGUUGAAAAAACAGCAUCAGCAACGGAUUGUAUCUCUACGAGCACAGUUUGAGGCUGACGAAGCGGCUCUGGCGCAGUCGUCAAAAGAUACUGUGAAUAAGCUCAAGGAGGAUUUGGCAAAGACUUUGGAUGAGAUACAAUGUCAACAUGCUCAUAAUUUAGAAGCUGCUAAAACACAGCAUACGCGUGUUAUCGAAACUGCUAAAAGGGAAGUUGAUGCCCAGAUUGAAAGUAUUAAAGCAGACGGUAAAAGAAAGGAGGAGAAAGAAGUCUACGAAUCUAGAAAUCGGCUCGCAAGUCUGAAAAAGGAGGCUGAAGCGUCUAUAUCUGAACUCAGAAGGGCGGCAUCUUCUGAAGAAGGUCGGAUAUCACAGGUGGAAAACAGUCUUGUGAAUCGUAAGAGUGAGCUUGAGAAAGAGAUUGAGAGUGUGGAGUCCACCUUGUUGGACCGACGUGUAGCACUAGACGAAGCCAAUUUGCAGCAUGCUACCAUUACCGACCAGCUAGAGAAUACUCGACGUGAUUUAGAAACGAUGAAAGUGGAAAUGGUUACAUGUCUUGCUGAAUUCGAAGCUCUUAAACUCCAGUUGGUGGAAACACGAGAAGCUGUACAGGUUGCCCGAAACGAUAUAGCUAAACAGAAAGAGCAGGCAUCUGUAUCAAGCUCUGCUAUACCGUCUCCCAACAAUACCGAAAACCCUGUGAUGGAACGCCCGACACCUGUAGAACGACCAUCAGUAACCGCUGAAAGACCAAAUGCACCUACUGGUGUAGCUAUAGGUGGCCGUCCCCGAGUUAAGAGUGGAUCACGCAACAACCGCACUAUAGAACCCUCUCCAUCCAAGAUGGGCCAAUUCAUCCUUGAAGGAUAUGGUGUCGGCAUGGCAGCCGAUAUACCCGACUCUCAAAUGAGCCCGGCCAAUCUCCACAAUGCCAUGAAAGACGCUACUGGAAUGGAAAAGGCGAUCUUAGCCGGCUACGGAAUGUCAGGAAUGUCAUAUGCAUCUUCAAACGUAAACCUACCACCUCACGUCGCAGUCACCAUCCAACGAGCAAGCAGUCACAAUCUUGCACCUGCAUCUCGUCAAAUGAGUCGCACGUUUGGAGGGCCUGCUAUGGCUCCCGCUACAAUCGCAAACCCGAUAUUCAGUCAUGCUAUAUUGCAAUCGCUAGGUGGCACGCACCUUGGAGUCGCGUCUAUGGAACGGCUUGCGGAUCAGACGUUUAUUGACCAGUCACGAGAUAAUGUCGCUGGCGCUGCUUUGAGGAACGGAGUAAAUGCAUCAGGAAUCGAUAAUCCAGACAAUCAAGAUAUCUUCCAGGCUUUAGGCGGUCGUGCGAGUGCUGGCAUCAGUAACAGCAACAAUAUCAGUAGCAGCAGGAAACGACAGGUAUCAACCACCACAGCCGCCGCAAUGCAAAACCCACUGUCUGCAUACUUUGGUGUUAAAUUCACGCCUACUGCAAACGAGUUGACUGAAGCUGAAGAAAUCGCUAUGGCUUCACAGUGGGAUCCGCAGCAGAUGGCACCUUCGCAGCGGGCGUUGAUGGAGGGGUAUGGAAUCGUCACGCAGGAAUCGAAUGUUUUUAACGGGGUUAGAAACAGUGGGAGAGAGUCUGCUGAACCUGCUAUGGCUAUGAAUGUCGAGCCGACCAAGGCACGAAAUGUUGGCAAUUCUCGAAUCGUUGAUACACCAGUACAAGUCCAAGUCCAACAACAACCAAAUUCCAGAUUCACGCCACCAACCGACAUCCCAUCAACCAUACGUCCAUCCAACAUGAACAAACCAAGCAGUGAAAUAACCCCAUCUCAGAUAUCAUCGCCCCAGUCGCGACGAUCUACCAUGGGAAGCCCCGUAUCGAAACGAAGCGAGGCUAGUCCUGUUAUGAGGGUUCGAUCGCCGUCACGACAGAGAGGCAGUCCGGCGACGGAACGGUCGAGACGUGAUGUGGAGCGGGAGGUGAAGGAGAGGUUUGUUGAGAGUAAUGGACAUCAUCAUGUGGAUCGAAAGACGUAUUCGCCGUCUCGCGGUGGUGAGAGGGAGAUGUCGCCGAGGAGGAGGGAGAGAGAGGAAAGGGAGCAUAUGAGGAGGGGGAAGUCUCCUAGACGAGAAACAAGACCCGUCUACUCAAGCGAUGCCAACGAAUCCCCCGACUCUGAAAUCUCAUCCUCAACCCCGUCAUCAUCCAUCGACGGCGACAAUCUUGAAGACGCACAAGUAUGGACUCCAUCCAAACAAAUCAGUCGUCGACUCCGCCGCGAAGAGAAACAAAUCAGGGAUUCCAAACGUACUAUUCGUAAACAGACUCGAUCGCUGGCGAGAGAAGAAGCCACACACUUUUAUGGAGCUAGUCAGCAACGGGCCAGGAUGGAAGAGCUGGCCGAUAAGAUUGAUAGGGAGAAUGAGGUUAGGAGGGUGCUGCAGGACAAUUUGCAUAAAGAGGUAUCGAGGUAUCAGUCACUAGACGCCGUCGAAGCCGAGAUUGAAAAAGUGCUCAACAAGCUACGAACGUCACGCGAUACAAGUGUGUCGAGGAUGCAGGAUAUGAUGCAGCCGAAUAACUAUACCACAACAUCAUCACCAUACACCCUACACUCAACAUCAUACACACCACGGGUUGUCCCAACAUCAACAACAAAUUUUUCAUCAACACACUACCAACCAUCCAUCCACCUUACCGGAAUCUCAGACUCGCGCAAACAAGCAUGGGAUGUAUCACGGGCUAAGACUGACAGGGAAUUGGAUUUGCAUUCACAGUUUUUGAGACAGUUGGUUGCGAAGAAGCAGAAUGCGGUUGGGAAUGGUGGUGUGAGUGGGAGGGUUGUUUAUUGA